AUGGGUUGCUGUCUUUCCCGAGACGGCGGUCCUAACUCGCCAUAUCCAGGUGGCGCCGCCACUGGCUCCGGUCGAGCCAUCAACGAGGCUACCCAAACAGCCGGCGCAUCCAGCUCGCAAACUGGAAUCGACGAAUCUCUCCCGUCGAGCUCUCAACGCCGUCGGAGGCAAUCCCACCAACCGCUGAACCAGCACAUCAACAAACCCCUGCGACGGCACAAAUGGGCCAGCCGCGACCGGCAAUGGACCGAGGCGGCCCUACGGAGGGAGAGGAUUGAGUUCUUCGACACGCGGGUUACCGGCAGAGAGGAGAUAUGGCAAACUCUGCGUGCGGCUCUUGAGGUGCUUUGGGCUGCGGACGAGGCGGCGCGGAACAGCCAGCACCAGCGAGUGAGCGAGGAUGGAGGCCCAAGCGAAGAGGACCCGGUUGUAGCUCUGGCGACCGCGCAAAGCAUCAUCGAUGCAGCCGACAUUACGCUUCCUACCGGGGAUUUGUACAACGGCGCAUACGAUGCGUUUGGGAAUUAUUACCAGCUGCCGCACCAGGUCGUGGCAGAUCCCUCCAAUCUGCUAUGGAGCCCCAAUUCGACCGAGGGACUGGGUGACGCUAAAACCGACUUGGCAGCCGGCGAGGAGACAGAGCGAGAAUAUGGCGACGAUGAUGACGAAGUUGAGCGACGGCGGGAGGAGAAAGGCAAGGCUGUUGUGGAUAUCAGACAUCAAAUCACUAUCAGGGCAAGACUCAGUGACGGGUCUCGGGAUGUUAGCGUUGUGGUAAACGAGGGAGAUACCGUCCGGCGUAUUGCCCGGGCUAUUGCAGAGAAGGCCAAGAACCGCUGGUCACCAUUGCUGGACGACCAGCCUCUUGAAUCCUUCUUAGCAAUCGAAGAGGCCGACUCCUUUCACGUCGGCGGCUCAGCCAGCUCCAGUUCAACGGAAUCUACACCCCUCUUAUCCGAGCCCCGCACCAGGAGACGGGACCGGCUGGCUUCGGCCCUGCGAAAUCUUGGGCUUGUCGCCGCCCCCGGCUUCCGCUAUGGGAUCCUCGACGGGGAUAUGCAUGGCUCCCUCCCGCGGGAGGAGACCAAAGAAAACCGUUUCUCGCGGUUCGUUACCACCUUCGAAACACGCCGUGCUUCCAGGCUACAUCGCGGCUACCGGCAGCAGAUGGGUGAUCGACAGCAACAAACGGACCAUCAAGACCACGACUCGGUCGCUUACAAUGCCCGCGUUGCUUGGUUAAUCGCAGCCAUGGUCAUCUGA
Chaetomium globosum CBS 148.51 is the source of this 1263-nucleotide messenger RNA. RefSeq lists its product as uncharacterized. Lineage: Eukaryota; Fungi; Ascomycota; Sordariomycetes; Sordariales; Chaetomiaceae. The record is from RefSeq and is a predicted model, not a curated record. The coding region runs from base 1 to 1263 and encodes 420 amino acids. The transcript is spliced from 3 exons.